GGUCAGCCAGGUUUGCAAGGUGGUACAGGCGCUACAGGUGCUACCGGGUCGCCAGGAAGUUCUGGUUCCAGUGGUUCACAAGGUCCGACUGGUUGGACGGGUCCAACUGGUCAGCAGGGUCCUCAGGGAUCUCCUGGAUUUCCGGGGCCUAAUGGAGGCAUGGGAUCAACUGGAGCUACUGGAAGUUCCGGAGGAACAGGAGCCAGUGGAGUUCCUGGGCCUUUUGGUUUGUUGUAA
Messenger RNA from Helobdella robusta, 237 nucleotides. RefSeq lists its product as hypothetical. The transcript has a single exon. NCBI's taxonomy places the organism in Eukaryota, Metazoa, Annelida, Clitellata, Rhynchobdellida, Glossiphoniidae. The annotation marks the transcript as partial. The record is from RefSeq and is a predicted model, not a curated record.